Molecule: messenger RNA, 2891 nt
Organism: Cynoglossus semilaevis (tongue sole)
Lineage: Eukaryota; Metazoa; Chordata; Actinopteri; Pleuronectiformes; Cynoglossidae
Gene: raver1
Product: ribonucleoprotein, PTB-binding 1
Exons: 14
Coding region: 1-2184 (727 amino acids)
Cellular component (GO): nucleus
Molecular function (GO): mRNA binding
Source: RefSeq, a predicted model, not a curated record
AUGGCUGCCGCAGCGUCUGUUAGCGCAGCUGCCGGGGACCAAAGCGGAGACUCAGGGCUCAUUUACGCUUCCCGUCCGCCCCAUGAAUACCUCGACAACGCCGCGGACCAGGGUUUAUGGAGAACCGGGGAGGGCCGGCGGCCCAACGAAGUGGAACCGGGCAAAGAGGACUCUCGGACCCAGGGACGCGAAUGUCAGCGGACGUUGGAAGAAGAUCAGGCACCGCUAAGCCCAGAAGAAAUUGAGGGCCGGUUGGAAAGAACUCGCCGGGAGUUUUACAAUCGUCGAAAGAUAAUUAUUAAAAACUUGCCCUCGGACGUUAGCAACCAGGAAGUCCAUGAGCUUUUGACCAAAUUUGACCUGAAGUACUGCUUUGUCGACAAGUACAAGGGCACAGCGUUUAUCACCCUGCUGAAUGGAGAACAGGCGCAGCGGUCUAUUAAAGAGUUUCACCAACACGUGCUAAGGGACAGGGAGAUCUCCGUACAGCUCCAGCCCACAGAUGCCCUGCUCUGCAUCGCCAACUUGCCCCGAGCUUUUACCCAGCAGCAGUUUGAGGAAUUGGUGCGGCCCUUUGGCAACCUAGAGCGCUGCUUCCUGAUCUACAGCGCCUCUUCUGGCCACUCCAAGGGUUAUGGGUUUGUGGAGUAUAUGAAGAAGGACUCGGCAGCCCGUGCCAAGUCGGAGCUUUUGGGAAAGCAGCUCGGCUCGCGCAUGCUCUAUGUCCACUGGACUGAGGUGGGAUUGCUCACGUACCCACUGUUGCACUCCAAAUGUGUGUGUGUCGACAGCCUACCCCCAAACCUACUGACCGCCCAGGACCUCCGCAACGCGCUGUCCGACAGCCACGCGCCAGUCUUCUGCCAGUUGGCUCAAGGACAAGAUGGAAGCUUUCGGCGCUUUGCAGUUCUAGAGUUUGCCACCCCAGAGAUGGCAGAAGAGGUGCAGAGACUGACCGACGGCAGACUGCUCGGUGGGACGCACAUCAGGGUGUCCUUCUGUGCCCCCGGCCCACCUGGAAGAAGCAUGUUGGCUGCGCUAAUUGCCGCCCAAACCAUGGCUGUAAACCGAGGCAAGGGUCUUCUGCCUGACCCCACAGCCAUGCAGAUCCUUACCAGCCUGAGUAACCCGGCCACCCUCAAGAUGCUGCUCAACUCAACUCUGACACAAGGGCAAAAACAGGGGCUCCUCGGGCCGUCACCCACAAUACCACUGCUGGCCAACCCAGCACUCUCUGCUGCCCUGCUCCAGCUGCUCCUUCAGAACCAGGCCAAGGCCCAGCAGGCAGGACUCAUGGCGGAGAAUCCUUUGGCUCCGUUGCCCGUCCAGCAGGGAUUCCAUCUGCUUGGAGACCUCCCACAAGUUGUCCCAGGUCUUGGUCUUCAGACGUCCCUAAAUUCAAUGCCUCUUGGCAGAACUCUAAGCAGAGAGCAGGAGUCUCCCACAGCCUUCACACAGACGUCCUCCCUGCAGGGACUCUCCAUGCCCUUGAUGGGCGGCACGAUGGGGGCAGAUGGUAUCGCACCGCAAGGGGUUUCCCUGUUAGGAGAUCCUCCCAAGGAGUUGCCUCUCCCCCAGAAUGCCUUCCUUGGUGGCAGUUUUUCUUCAGGAGGAAACUGUCGUCCUCACCCCUACAGGAAGAGGCCCACACUGAGCAACGUGUCCAACCAGCUGGCCAACCACAACCUGCAGCCGUCGUACAACUUGCGCCACCAGAUGCGCUAUCAAGAGACCUACAGCUUUGAAUACCCGGCUUUGAACCAGGAUGCUCUGCCUCACUUGUACGAACAGCAGGAGAACCUUGGCAUCGGGGCCUUUGAAGCGCUCGGACAGCAGCCAUCUCACAACGUUGACUUCAGCAAGCAGCUCCCCAGCUACGGCUACCCACCCAGCCCCCCCGCGUCUGCUUAUUUCAGCUCCGAACCUGAAGCCUCCACCGACGGAAGCCACCUGCCUUCCCAACUCAACAGGGCUGUAGGAAGGCCGCCAGUGAGUCACGCCAGCGACUAUCAACCCACUGUGGGGAAUAUGAUGAAGACUCCUAUUGGCUGCCACAAGCGCGACUUCUCUCGUCUGAUCCCAUCCCCGGAGCCGAGUCCCGAGGGCGGCUACGUCGGCCAACACUCUCAGGGUCUGGGCGGACACUACGCCGACUCCUACCUGAAGAGGAAGCGCAUCUUCUAAUAUCGUUCACCGCUCGUCCAAAUAGCCCGGACACAAAGUUCAGCCCUACUUCUGUGACUGACCUCCAGGGGGCAGUAGGGAGUCCAGCCUCUCACUAUUUGAACCUUAUUUUGUGGUAACUCUGGUUAUAUGCGUGUGUGUGUAAAUAUGAUUUUAGUUUGUUAAAUUAUAUAUUUUUUUUUAAAUUACCUAAUCUUUUUAUUUGAGUUUUAGUUUUUUUUUUUUGUUGAUAAUCUUGUACAGUGAGAAAAUAUGGAUAUUUAGAAAAUGAUUUUUUUUUUUUUUUUUUCUUUUUUCCUUCAUUUCCUAUGUUGAUUAUCAGUGUGAUUAUCAGCGGUGCCACAUAGUUUGGCCAGUUUUCAAGGGCUUUUAUUUUGUUAAAGGGGGUGGGGGGGCUUCAACAAUUUCAGCUUUACCUCAGCAAGGUCUCUUUUGAAGAAGUAUUUCAAUGUAAAAAGUUGAGUUGCAGUUUUAUGAUGUUUGUGUGUGUGUUUUCUGUCCCCCCCACCCCCUCCCUUACCACCAAUUUUAGUAUUGUAUUGUGAUGAAAGACUUUUCUGGAUUCGAGUUUCUUCCUCACCGGUUCACGUUCAGAUCUCUAUCCGGCUGCACGUACUUGAAAGUUUCCUCCUUUAAAUUCCUUUUCAAACAUUCAGCUUUUCCACGUUGUCUUCUCUUUUUUUUUUUUUUUUUUUUUUUUUUUUUUU